Molecule: messenger RNA, 1210 nt
Organism: Bactrocera dorsalis (oriental fruit fly)
Lineage: Eukaryota; Metazoa; Arthropoda; Insecta; Diptera; Tephritidae
Product: putative nuclease HARBI1
Exons: 4
Coding region: 1-999 (332 amino acids)
Source: RefSeq, a predicted model, not a curated record
AUGGAAUCAUUAUCCGCGGCGAUAUUACUGGUUGAGGAGGAGAGCAGCGCAUCUCAGAAUGCUGGGGUGAGAAUUGAAAGAAGAAGAUUAAGAGAUAUGUGCGAUCCCUUCCAGAUGAAUGACGGACUAUUCAAAAAAAACUUUCGUCUGAAUAAGGACGCAUUCAAGUAUGUCCUUGAUGCGUUUGCGGAAGAAACGACGGCAAGUACUUUGUCCUCGUUAUCUCCGCUUAACAUUGUAGUAUCCGCUUUAAGAUUUUUUGCGGAAGGCAGUUACCAGCAUGGAGUUGGCGCAGAUCACAAUGUUGGAAUGGCACAGUCAACCGUGUCAAAGUGGCUGUCAAAUUUUCUGGAAAUAAUGCAGCAAAAGCUAUGCCCACAGUGGAUAAAAUUUGAGCAAAGUGAAAUAGAAAAGCAGGAAGCAAAACAAAAUUUUUUUACGAAAGCUGGUUUCCCAGGUGUUAUCAUGUGCGUUGAUGGUACGCACAUAAAGCUAAUCAAGCCAUCCGAUGAACCUUUUCUUUAUUACAAUAGGAAAGGAUUUUAUAGCAUCAAUGCUAUGGUGUGCGAUCACAAAUUACGAAUAAGAAGCAUUGACGCUAGGUAUCCUGGGUGCAAUCACGACGCCCAUGUAUGGGGAUUGAGCAAGCUUAGGUGCUAUAUGGAACGACGAUAUUGUGAAGGUGAAAUGAACACAUGGCUGUUAGGCGAUGCUGGAUACCCAUUACAACCUUGGCUAAUGACUCCAUAUCGUUCCGUAAGUCAAGGCAGCCGACAAAGUAAUUAUAACAUUAAGCACUCAAAAACUAGAAACAUUAUAGAGCGAACGAUCGGUGUUUUAAAGAACCGCUUUCGAUGUUUGUUGGGAGCUCGAGAGCUGCAUUACUCGCCUCAAAAAGCGAGUCAAAUUAUAAAUGUUGUUUGUGCACUACACAAUAUUUGCAUUUUCUACAAAGUAGAAGAUUUGAAUACGAUAGAAUUUGAUAAUGAAAACCGUUAAGAGGAAGAGGAACAAACCAAUGACCCUGAAUUUACUUCAACAGCAAAUCGUAUUCGUGACAACAUACUUUCUUCUUUGUAAAGUGUAUAAAAUUUUAUUUCUAUACUAGCUGACCCGGCAAACUUCGUUCUGCCCAAAAUAGAUUUUUUUUCAUUUCAAAAGUUACACUGGUAUUGGUUUUAAUAGAAUAUGAACGAUUUUUCCUAAUUUC